Molecule: messenger RNA, 1146 nt
Organism: Salvia miltiorrhiza (redroot sage)
Lineage: Eukaryota; Viridiplantae; Streptophyta; Magnoliopsida; Lamiales; Lamiaceae
Product: putative F-box/LRR-repeat protein 9
Exons: 6
Coding region: 145-924 (259 amino acids)
Molecular function (GO): protein binding
Source: RefSeq, a predicted model, not a curated record
ACAUAUAUAUUGCACACACUGUAUAUCUGAAGAACACAUAACAGAGAUAGAAUACAAAAUUCGUGGAUGAUGCAUUGCCUGCACAACAUGCGAAAUCUAUGAUUCAAAGCUCAAUCAAAUGUAGUCAUAUCUCAAGGACUCAAGAUGGAAGAUCCAAAAACUCGAAUCAAGAUCAAGAUCAAAUUUGAGAAGAUCGUAACAUGGUACAAGAGGUUCAGAUUUGGAAAGUUGCCGGAGCAGAAAAGUCCGGCGGCGGAGGCUCCUCCGUCGUUCGCGCCGUGGAUCGAUCUGCCGUUAGACGUGACGGCGGAUAUCCUGCACAGGCUGGGAGCGGCGGAGAUGCUGGAGACGGCGGAGAAGGUGUGCAAGACGUGGCGGAGCGUGUGCCGUGAGCCGAGCAUGUGGCGCGUCGUGGACGUGAAGAACUCGGGGUCAUGCUACGACACGCGCCGCCUCGGGAGCAUGUGCCGGCGCGCCGUGGACCGGAGCGGCGGGGAUCUGAUGGACAUUAAUAUUGAGUAUUUCGGCAACGAUGAACUUCUUCACUACAUUUCCCAAAGAUCAAGUAAGCUGAAACGUCUGCGGCUGUCGUGCUGCAAGAAUGUGUCGGGAAAAGGGGUGAGCUCGGCGGCGAAGAGAUUCAGAGAGCUAGAAGAGUUGCACAUAUUGUUCAUGAACCAAAUGGUGGUGGAAGACGUGGAGGCCAUCGGCGUUGAGUGCUUGAGCUUGAGGUCCUUCACGCUCAUCAAACACGACGCCGUUUCAGGAGUGGGGAAUGGCAACGAUUAUUUAGUAGCCAUUGCAAAAGUGAUGCCCAAUUUGGUUCAUCUUCGCCUUGGCUUUUUCGGAUCCACCAUCACCAAUAAAGGCUAUCAAGCCAUUCUCGAUGGUUGUCCACGCGUCGAAUCACUCAUAUGCUGGUAGUCUAUUGACUUUCUUCUCAUCUCAUUACCUUAUGCAAAGGUAUCGAGAAAUCAAAAAGGCCGUGGUGAGAGAAGCCAUUUACCAUUAUAGUAGGUGUCCUCGAUGAAAUACAUUCGAUAUGUGCUACUAAAUGACCUAAGAAAUUAAAUGUGUAAAUUUGAAAAUUAUGUUCGCAUAUGACCAAUUGGAUAUCUAGAUUGUAUUUAUAUAGUAUUGGAUUUA